AUGACCAAGGCCAUAAGGGCAAUGGCAAGCUAUACAACCCCCCUUGUUGAAAUUGGGGAAGUCUCCCUUGAGCAGAUCACCUGCCUUCUCCUUGGCCUCCUUGGCCAAGUCAAGAACCUUGAGCAAAAGCUUGAAGAAGUCAAGGAAGUGGGAAUCAAGACCCAAACCAAUGUCAAAAACAUUUCCCAGACUGUUGAUGUUGUCAAGGAUGGGCUCAAAAGCCUCCAACUCCAUGGGCCAAGGACACCAGAAACAAAGCCCCCAGUUGUGGAAGCAACACCACGCCCCCUACCAAAGACCAAGCCUAUUGGAUUGGUUACCCCUGCCCCUCCUCCACCAGCUCCAAUUGCUGCAUAUCCAGCCCUGGUCAAAGUAGAUCAUCCAGAUGCCUAUACAGGCAAGAUUGGGAGUGAAGCCAAACAAUGGCUCACAAGGAUGCUAGCCUGGACCCACCUCAACUUGCGGAUGUUCCCAACCAAUCAAGAGGUUUUAUCAUUCCUCUUGAUGAACAUGAAAGACUCCGCCAGGGCCUGGGCCCACCCUCACCUUGAUCAGCUUGGAUCACACUGGGCCAUCAUUCAAACGGUUGAAGGCUUCAAACUGGAGUUUCUGGCAGCAUUCAGCAACCCUGACACCACAAGGGCUGCCAAGCAGAAAAUUACAACCCUCACCCAGUCCAGCACCUGCACAGACUAUAUUACUAAGUUCAGGACCCUAGCUAUGGAACUGGACUGGAAUGACGCAACCCUUAGAGGCCAGUUUGCCUGCAGCCUCCACUGGGAGCCUCUUAAGCUCACUGAACUUAACCUUCAUAAAACCCUACUCUAUAACAGUACACUCCUUGAGCUGCAAAACGCAGCCCUUGUCAUUGACAACAUGCUUCAAGAAGAGCGCACUAGCCAUCCACCAAAGGAUAGUAAGACUAGCAAGUCACCCAACCCUGCAAGGGGGACAAGUACCAGCCAACAGGCCACCCCUUCAAGGAAACUCUCCAACAACCCCAACUAUGUGUUGGAAGAGGAACAAAACCACUGUUGCACUGCUGGUGCCUGCAUCAAGUGCAGAAGAAUGGGUCACAAGUUUGCAGAAUGCUGCACCAGGUGGAAGGAAACUCCAAUCAAGGAAGGAGUGAAAAAAGAAGCUGCCAAGAUUGGCAAAGAGUCUGGACCCAUUUCAGGAAAAGACUAA
Messenger RNA from Rhizoctonia solani, 1188 nucleotides. Its product is annotated as Retrotransposon gag protein. The coding region runs from base 1 to 1188 and encodes 395 amino acids. The record is from RefSeq and is a predicted model, not a curated record. The transcript is spliced from 5 exons. NCBI's taxonomy places the organism in Eukaryota, Fungi, Basidiomycota, Agaricomycetes, Cantharellales, Ceratobasidiaceae.